Molecule: messenger RNA, 11373 nt
Organism: Closterium sp. Naga37s-1
Lineage: Eukaryota; Viridiplantae; Streptophyta; Zygnematophyceae; Desmidiales; Closteriaceae
Source: the annotation of a GenBank genome assembly
AUGGCAGGGCGUGAUGGGAGCUCUGCAGAACGUGACUCGAGAUCGGAUGGGGGUUGGGAUGAGUAUGGGGAGGAGUAUGGGGAGGAGGAUGGGAGGGAGGGGAGGGAAGGGAGGGACGAGAGGGAAAGGGAGGAAGGGAGGGAGGGGAUGGAGGGACAGAGAGGGAAAGAUGAGAGGGAGGAGGAAGAGCAGGAGGAGGAGGAGCAGGAGGAGGAGGAGGAUGUUUUUCCAGGUUAUAAUGGAGACGGGGUGUACAGUGGUGAGGAUGUGGGGAGAAUGCGAAGAGAAGGCGAGAGGGGGGAAGGGGAGGGAGAAGAGGAGGAGGAGGAGGAGGAGGAGGAGGAGGAGGAGGAGGAGCAUCGUGAUUUGGAUGAUGAGGAGGAGGAGGAAGACGAUGAUGAUUCUGAUGAUGAUGAUGUUGCAAUAGCUGUAGCUGCAGAUGCCAUAGCCCUUGAUGUGAACGGGCGGGAGCAUGGGAUGAGGGAAAGAAACUCUUACUCACACGCACAGGGGUUUAAGGAGCAAGGAAGAGAUGAGUCACGCGAGAGGGCGUGGGAGGUGGAGGAGGAGGAGGAGGAAAGGCGAUCUUGGGUGGGUGGGCAGGAGGAGGGAGGGAUGGAUGGAGCUGGAGGGGUGAGUGGUGCUUUCAGGGAGUUAGGUGGUGGGAUGGUGCAGGAUGGGGAGGAGGAGGUGAAGGGGAAGGGUAAGAAGGGGAAAGUCAAGGGUGAGAAGGUUAAGAAGGUCAAGAAGAAAGCAAAGGAGGAGAAGGAGAAGGAGGGGAAGGAAGGGAAGGAAGGGAAGGAGGGCAAGGGGAAGAAAUUAGUACAGGUGAAAAAGCAGGUGAAGGAGAAGGAGGGGAAAGAGAAGGAAGGGAAGGAGAAGGAAGGGAAGGAAAAGGAAGGGAAGGUUGAGAAGGUGAAGAAGAUUAAGAAGAAGCUGCAGCUGCCCUUGCAGCCGGAACGGGAUGAAGGAGAAGUUUUCGACCGUCAGAUGGAGCAGCAGUACAAGCGAUCACAGUCGUUGGAUCACGGCAAACAUGCCGCCCAGCUAGCAUCGGCCUCGGAGCAUCCCCUGCCACACAAUCUUAGCUUCGUGUCGCCGCCACAUCGUAUGAUGGCAGCAGCAGGGCAGCAUGGCAGAAUGGGGAGUGACAUGAGUCAUGGCAUGGGGCACGAGCAGCAGGAAUGCCAGGCUUCCUAUGAGCCACCUCAGAAAGCGUUCGGGGCGCAACGAACGGCUUUCGAGGCGCCUCCGAAGCAGGGGUGGGAUUCGAGGCGUGGCAGGGGGGGGCAUGGGGAGGAGCAGAUGCAGCAGAUGGGGGUUGGGAUGGGUGAGGAGGAGAGAAGCAGUGGUGGUGAUGGAAGGGCGGCGGACAGGUGGCGGAACGUGAUUGGCCGGCCGUUGGAGCGGGUGGAGGAGAGAUACGAGAUGGUGGGGGAGGUGCUGGGGAGGGGGUACUUUGGUGAUGUGGUAGUGUGUCGGGAGCGGCACACAGGAGAGUACAUGGCGUGUAAAGUAAUCAAGAAAGCAAACAUCAUGAGCGAGGAUGAUGCAGAGGACGUGAUGAACGAGGUGGCGGCGCUGGACACGGUGCGAGGGCACCCUCAUAUUGUUCAACUGGUGGAGACAAUAGAGGACGAACAGGUGGGUGGGUGCUGGGAAGGCAGAGGACGAACAGGUGGGUGGGUGCUGGGAAGGCAGGUAACUCGUGAGUCGAGUCACAACGAGGUGGCAGCAUUGGACACGGUGCGAGGGCACCCUCAUAUUGUGCAACUCGUGGAGACAAUAGAGGACGAACAGGUGGGUGGGUGCUGGGAAGGCAGAGGACGAACAGGUGGGUGGGUGCUGGGAAGGCAGGUAACUCGUGAGUCGAGUCACAACGAGGUGGCAGCAUUGGACACGGUGCGAGGGCACCCUCAUAUUGUGCAACUCGUGGAGACAAUAGAGGACGAACAGGUGGGUGGGUGCUGGGAAGGCAGAGGACGAACAGGUGGGUGGGUGCUGGGAAGGCAGGUAACUCGUGAGUCGAGUCACAACGAGGUGGCAGCAUUGGACACGGUGCGAGGGCACCCUCAUAUUGUGCAACUCGUGGAGACAAUUGAGGACGAACAGGUGGGUGGGUGCUGGGAAGGCAGAGGACGAACAGGUGGGUGGGUGCUGGGAAGGCAGGUAACUCGUGAGUCGAGUCACAACGAGGUGGCAGCAUUGGACACGGUGCGAGGGCACCCUCAUAUUGUGCAACUCGUGGAGACAAUAGAGGACGAACAGGUGGGUGGGUGCUGGGAAGGCAGAGGACGAACAGGUGGGUGGGUGCUGGGAAGGCAGGUAACUCGUGAGUCGAGUCACAACGAGGUGGCAGCAUUGGACACGGUGCGAGGGCACCCUCAUAUUGUGCAACUCGUGGAGACAAUUGAGGACGAACAGGUGGGUGGGUGCUGGGAAGGCAGAGGACGAACAGGUGGGUGGGUGCUGGGAAGGCAGGUAACUCGUGAGUCGAGUCACAACGAGGUGGCAGCAUUGGACACGGUGCGAGGGCACCCUCAUAUUGUGCAACUCGUGGAGACAAUAGAGGACGAACAGGUGGGUGGGUGCUGGGAAGGCAGAGGACGAACAGGUGGGUGGGUGCUGGGAAGGCAGGUAACUCGUGAGUCGAGUCACAACGAGGUGGCAGCAUUGGACACGGUGCGAGGGCACCCUCAUAUUGUGCAACUCGUGGAGACAAUAGAGGACGAACAGGUGGGUGGGUGCUGGGAAGGCAGAGGACGAACAGGUGGGUGGGUGCUGGGAAGGCAGGUAACUCGUGAGUCGAGUCACAACGAGGUGGCAGCAUUGGACACGGUGCGAGGGCACCCUCAUAUUGUGCAACUCGUGGAGACAAUAGAGGACGAACAGGUGGGUGGGUGCUGGGAAGGCAGAGGACGAACAGGUGGGUGGGUGCUGGGAAGGCAGGUAACUCGUGAGUCGAGUCACAACGAGGUGGCAGCAUUGGACACGGUGCGAGGGCACCCUCAUAUUGUGCAACUCGUGGAGACAAUAGAGGACGAACAGGUGGGUGGGUGCUGGGAAGGCAGAGGACGAACAGGUGGGUGGGUGCUGGGAAGGCAGGUAACUCGUGAGUCGAGUCACAACGAGGUGGCAGCAUUGGACACGGUGCGAGGGCACCCUCAUAUUGUGCAACUCGUGGAGACAAUAGAGGACGAACAGGUGGGUGGGUGGGUGCUGGGAAGGCAGGUAACUCGUGAGUCGAGUCACAACGAGGUGGCAGCAUUGGACACGGUGCGAGGGCGCCCUCAUAUUGUGCAACUCGUGGAGACAAUAGAGGACGAACAGGUGGGUGGGUGCUGGGAAGGCAGAGGACGAACAGGUGGGUGGGUGCUGGGAAGGCAGGUAACUCGUGAGUCGAGUCACAACGAGGUGGCAGCAUUGGACACGGUGCGAGGGCACCCUCAUAUUGUGCAACUCGUGGAGACAAUAGAGGACGAACAGGUGGGUGGGUGCUGGGAAGGCAGAGGACGAACAGGUGGGUGGGUGCUGGGAAGGCAGGUAACUCGUGAGUCGAGUCACAACGAGGUGGCAGCAUUGGACACGGUGCGAGGGCACCCUCAUAUUGUGCAACUCGUGGAGACAAUUGAGGACGAACAGGUGGGUGGGUGCUGGGAAGGCAGAGGACGAACAGGUGGGUGGGUGCUGGGAAGGCAGGUAACUCGUGAGUCGAGUCACAACGAGGUGGCAGCAUUGGACACGGUGCGAGGGCACCCUCAUAUUGUGCAACUCGUGGAGACAAUAGAGGACGAACAGGUGGGUGGGUGCUGGGAAGGCAGAGGACGAACAGGUGGGUGGGUGCUGGGAAGGCAGGUAACUCGUGAGUCGAGUCACAACGAGGUGGCAGCAUUGGACACGGUGCGAGGGCACCCUCAUAUUGUGCAACUCGUGGAGACAAUAGAGGACGAACAGGUGGGUGGGUGCUGGGAAGGCAGAGGACGAACAGGUGGGUGGGUGCUGGGAAGGCAGGUAACUCGUGAGUCGAGUCACAACGAGGUGGCAGCAUUGGACACGGUGCGAGGGCACCCUCAUAUUGUGCAACUCGUGGAGACAAUAGAGGACGAACAGGUGGGUGGGUGCUGGGAAGGCAGAGGACGAACAGGUGGGUGGGUGCUGGGAAGGCAGGUAACUCGUGAGUCGAGUCACAACGAGGUGGCAGCAUUGGACACGGUGCGAGGGCACCCUCAUAUUGUGCAACUCGUGGAGACAAUAGAGGACGAACAGGUGGGUGGGUGGGUGCUGGGAAGGCAGGUAACUCGUGAGUCGAGUCACAACGAGGUGGCAGCAUUGGACACGGUGCGAGGGCACCCUCAUAUUGUGCAACUCGUGGAGACAAUAGAGGACGAACAGGUGGGUGGGUGCUGGGAAGGCAGAGGACGAACAGGUGGGUGGGUGCUGGGAAGGCAGGUAACUCGUGAGUCGAGUCACAACGAGGUGGCAGCAUUGGACACGGUGCGAGGGCACCCUCAUAUUGUGCAACUCGUGGAGACAAUAGAGGACGAACAGGUGGGUGGGUGCUGGGAAGGCAGAGGACGAACAGGUGGGUGGGUGCUGGGAAGGCAGGUAACUCGUGAGUCGAGUCACAACGAGGUGGCAGCAUUGGACACGGUGCGAGGGCACCCUCAUAUUGUGCAACUCGUGGAGACAAUAGAGGACGAACAGGUGGGUGGGUGCUGGGAAGGCAGAGGACGAACAGGUGGGUGGGUGCUGGGAAGGCAGGUAACUCGUGAGUCGAGUCACAACGAGGUGGCAGCAUUGGACACGGUGCGAGGGCACCCUCAUAUUGUGCAACUCGUGGAGACAAUAGAGGACGAACAGGUGGGUGGGUGCUGGGAAGGCAGAGGACGAACAGGUGGGUGGGUGCUGGGAAGGCAGGUAACUCGUGAGUCGAGUCACAACGAGGUGGCAGCAUUGGACACGGUGCGAGGGCACCCUCAUAUUGUGCAACUCGUGGAGACAAUAGAGGACGAACAGGUGGGUGGGUGCUGGGAAGGCAGAGGACGAACAGGUGGGUGGGUGCUGGGAAGGCAGGUAACUCGUGAGUCGAGUCACAACGAGGUGGCAGCAUUGGACACGGUGCGAGGGCACCCUCAUAUUGUGCAACUCGUGGAGACAAUAGAGGACGAACAGGUGGGUGGGUGCUGGGAAGGCAGAGGACGAACAGGUGGGUGGGUGCUGGGAAGGCAGGUAACUCGUGAGUCGAGUCACAACGAGGUGGCAGCAUUGGACACGGUGCGAGGGCACCCUCAUAUUGUGCAACUCGUGGAGACAAUUGAGGACGAACAGGUGGGUGGGUGCUGGGAAGGCAGAGGACGAACAGGUGGGUGGGUGCUGGGAAGGCAGGUAACUCGUGAGUCGAGUCACAACGAGGUGGCAGCAUUGGACACGGUGCGAGGGCACCCUCAUAUUGUGCAACUCGUGGAGACAAUUGAGGACGAACAGGUGGGUGGGUGCUGGGAAGGCAGAGGACGAACAGGUGGGUGGGUGCUGGGAAGGCAGGUAACUCGUGAGUCGAGUCACAACGAGGUGGCAGCAUUGGACACGGUGCGAGGGCACCCUCAUAUUGUGCAACUCGUGGAGACAAUUGAGGACGAACAGGUGGGUGGGUGCUGGGAAGGUGGGUGGGUGCUGGGAAGGCAGGUAACUCGUGAGUCGAGUCACAACGAGGUGGCAGCAUUGGACACGGUGCGAGGGCACCCUCAUAUUGUGCAACUCGUGGAGACAAUAGAGGACGAACAGGUGGGUGGGUGCUGGGAAGGCAGAGGACGAACAGGUGGGUGGGUGCUGGGAAGGCAGGUAACUCGUGAGUCGAGUCACAACGAGGUGGCAGCAUUGGACACGGUGCGAGGGCACCCUCAUAUUGUGCAACUCGUGGAGACAAUAGAGGACGAACAGGUGGGUGGGUGCUGGGAAGGCAGAGGACGAACAGGUGGGUGGGUGCUGGGAAGGCAGGUAACUCGUGAGUCGAGUCACAACGAGGUGGCAGCAUUGGACACGGUGCGAGGGCACCCUCAUAUUGUGCAACUCGUGGAGACAAUAGAGGACGAACAGGUGGGUGGGUGCUGGGAAGGCAGAGGACGAACAGGUGGGUGGGUGCUGGGAAGGCAGGUAACUCGUGAGUCGAGUCACAACGAGGUGGCAGCAUUGGACACGGUGCGAGGACACCCUCAUAUUGUGCAACUCGUGGAGACAAUAGAGGACGAACAGGUGGGUGGGUGCUGGGAAGGCAGGUGGGUGGGUGCUGGGAAGGCAGGUGGGUGGGUGCUGGGAAGGCAGGUAACUCGUGAGUCGAGUCACAACGAGGUGGCAGCAUUGGACACGGUGCGAGGGCACCCUCAUAUUGUGCAACUCGUGGAGACAAUAGAGGACGAACAGGUGGGUGGGUGCUGGGAAGGCAGGUGGGUGGGUGCUGGGAAGGCAGGUGGGUGGGUGCUGGGAAGGCAGGUAACUCGUGAGUCGAGUCACAACGAGGUGGCAGCAUUGGACACGGUGCGAGGGCACCCUCAUAUUGUGCAACUCGUGGAGACAAUAGAGGACGAACAGGUGGGUGGGUGGGUGCUGGGAAGGCAGGUAACUCGUGAGUCGAGUCACAACGAGGUGGCAGCAUUGGACACGGUGCGAGGGCACCCUCAUAUUGUGCAACUCGUGGAGACAAUUGAGGACGAACAGGUGGGUGGGUGCUGGGAAGGCAGAGGACGAACAGGUGGGUGGGUGCUGGGAAGGCAGGUAACUCGUGAGUCGAGUCACAACGAGGUGGCAGCAUUGGACACGGUGCGAGGGCACCCUCAUAUUGUGCAACUCGUGGAGACAAUAGAGGACGAACAGGUGGGUGGGUGCUGGGAAGGCAGGUGGGUGGGUGCUGGGAAGGCAGGUGGGUGGGUGCUGGGAAGGCAGGUAACUCGUGAGUCGAGUCACAACGAGGUGGCAGCAUUGGACACGGUGCGAGGGCACCCUCAUAUUGUGCAACUCGUGGAGACAACUGAGGACGAACAGGUGGGUGGGUGCUGGGAAGGCAGAGGACGAACAGGUGGGUGGGUGCUGGGAAGGCAGGUAACUCGUGAGUCGAGUCACAACGAGGUGGCAGCAUUGGACACGGUGCGAGGGCACCCUCAUAUUGUGCAACUCGUGGAGACAAUAGAGGACGAACAGGUGGGUGGGUGCUGGGAAGGCAGAGGACGAACAGGUGGGUGGGUGCUGGGAAGGCAGGUAACUCGUGAGUCGAGUCACAACGAGGUGGCAGCAUUGGACACGGUGCGAGGGCACCCUCAUAUUGUGCAACUCGUGGAGACAAUAGAGGACGAACAGGUGGGUGGGUGCUGGGAAGGCAGAGGACGAACAGGUGGGUGGGUGCUGGGAAGGCAGGUAACUCGUGAGUCGAGUCACAACGAGGUGGCAGCAUUGGACACGGUGCGAGGGCACCCUCAUAUUGUGCAACUCGUGGAGACAAUUGAGGACGAACAGGUGGGUGGGUGCUGGGAAGGCAGAGGACGAACAGGUGGGUGGGUGCUGGGAAGGCAGGUAACUCGUGAGUCGAGUCACAACGAGGUGGCAGCAUUGGACACGGUGCGAGGGCACCCUCAUAUUGUGCAACUCGUGGAGACAAUUGAGGACGAACAGGUGGGUGGGUGCUGGGAAGGCAGAGGACGAACAGGUGGGUGGGUGCUGGGAAGGCAGGUAACUCGUGAGUCGAGUCACAACGAGGUGGCAGCAUUGGACACGGUGCGAGGGCACCCUCAUAUUGUGCAACUCGUGGAGACAAUUGAGGACGAACAGGUGGGUGGGUGCUGGGAAGGUGGGUGGGUGCUGGGAAGGCAGGUAACUCGUGAGUCGAGUCACAACGAGGUGGCAGCAUUGGACACGGUGCGAGGGCACCCUCAUAUUGUGCAACUCGUGGAGACAAUAGAGGACGAACAGGUGGGUGGGUGCUGGGAAGGCAGAGGACGAACAGGUGGGUGGGUGCUGGGAAGGCAGGUAACUCGUGAGUCGAGUCACAACGAGGUGGCAGCAUUGGACACGGUGCGAGGGCACCCUCAUAUUGUGCAACUCGUGGAGACAAUAGAGGACGAACAGGUGGGUGGGUGCUGGGAAGGCAGAGGACGAACAGGUGGGUGGGUGCUGGGAAGGCAGGUAACUCGUGAGUCGAGUCACAACGAGGUGGCAGCAUUGGACACGGUGCGAGGGCACCCUCAUAUUGUGCAACUCGUGGAGACAAUAGAGGACGAACAGGUGGGUGGGUGCUGGGAAGGCAGAGGACGAACAGGUGGGUGGGUGCUGGGAAGGCAGGUAACUCGUGAGUCGAGUCACAACGAGGUGGCAGCAUUGGACACGGUGCGAGGACACCCUCAUAUUGUGCAACUCGUGGAGACAAUAGAGGACGAACAGGUGGGUGGGUGCUGGGAAGGCAGGUGGGUGGGUGCUGGGAAGGCAGGUGGGUGGGUGCUGGGAAGGCAGGUAACUCGUGAGUCGAGUCACAACGAGGUGGCAGCAUUGGACACGGUGCGAGGGCACCCUCAUAUUGUGCAACUCGUGGAGACAAUAGAGGACGAACAGGUGGGUGGGUGCUGGGAAGGCAGGUGGGUGGGUGCUGGGAAGGCAGGUGGGUGGGUGCUGGGAAGGCAGGUAACUCGUGAGUCGAGUCACAACGAGGUGGCAGCAUUGGACACGGUGCGAGGGCACCCUCAUAUUGUGCAACUCGUGGAGACAAUAGAGGACGAACAGGUGGGUGGGUGGGUGCUGGGAAGGCAGGUAACUCGUGAGUCGAGUCACAACGAGGUGGCAGCAUUGGACACGGUGCGAGGGCACCCUCAUAUUGUGCAACUCGUGGAGACAAUUGAGGACGAACAGGUGGGUGGGUGCUGGGAAGGCAGAGGACGAACAGGUGGGUGGGUGCUGGGAAGGCAGGUAACUCGUGAGUCGAGUCACAACGAGGUGGCAGCAUUGGACACGGUGCGAGGGCACCCUCAUAUUGUGCAACUCGUGGAGACAAUAGAGGACGAACAGGUGGGUGGGUGCUGGGAAGGCAGGUGGGUGGGUGCUGGGAAGGCAGGUGGGUGGGUGCUGGGAAGGCAGGUAACUCGUGAGUCGAGUCACAACGAGGUGGCAGCAUUGGACACGGUGCGAGGGCACCCUCAUAUUGUGCAACUCGUGGAGACAAUAGAGGACGAACAGGUGGGUGGGUGCUGGGAAGGCAGAGGACGAACAGGUGGGUGGGUGCUGGGAAGGCAGGUAACUCGUGAGUCGAGUCACAACGAGGUGGCAGCAUUGGACACGGUGCGAGGGCACCCUCAUAUUGUGCAACUCGUGGAGACAAUUGAGGACGAACAGGUGGGUGGGUGCUGGGAAGGCAGAGGACGAACAGGUGGGUGGGUGCUGGGAAGGCAGGUAACUCGUGAGUCGAGUCACAACGAGGUGGCAGCAUUGGACACGGUGCGAGGGCACCCUCAUAUUGUGCAACUCGUGGAGACAAUUGAGGACGAACAGGUGGGUGGGUGCUGGGAAGGCAGAGGACGAACAGGUGGGUGGGUGCUGGGAAGGCAGGUAACUCGUGAGUCGAGUCACAACGAGGUGGCAGCAUUGGACACGGUGCGAGGGCACCCUCAUAUUGUGCAACUCGUGGAGACAAUUGAGGACGAACAGGUGGGUGGGUGCUGGGAAGGCAGAGGACGAACAGGUGGGUGGGUGCUGGGAAGGCAGGUAACUCGUGAGUCGAGUCACAACGAGGUGGCAGCAUUGGACACGGUGCGAGGGCACCCUCAUAUUGUGCAACUCGUGGAGACAACUGAGGACGAACAGGUGGGUGGGUGCUGGGAAGGCAGGUGGGUGGGUGCUGGGAAGGCAGGUGGGUGGGUGCUGGGAAGGCAGGUAACUCGUGAGUCGAGUCACAACGAGGUGGCAGCAUUGGACACGGUGCGAGGGCACCCUCAUAUUGUGCAACUCGUGGAGACAAUAGAGGACGAACAGGUGGGUGGGUGCUGGGAAGGCAGGUGGGUGGGUGCUGGGAAGGCAGGUGGGUGGGUGCUGGGAAGGCAGGUAACUCGUGAGUCGAGUCACAACGAGGUGGCAGCAUUGGACACGGUGCGAGGGCACCCUCAUAUUGUGCAACUCGUGGAGACAAUAGAGGACGAACAGGUGGGUGGGUGCUGGGAAGGCAGAGGACGAACAGGUGGGUGGGUGCUGGGAAGGCAGGUAACUCGUGAGUCGAGUCACAACGAGGUGGCAGCAUUGGACACGGUGCGAGGGCACCCUCAUAUUGUGCAACUCGUGGAGACAAUUGAGGACGAACAGGUGGGUGGGUGCUGGGAAGGCAGAGGACGAACAGGUGGGUGGGUGCUGGGAAGGCAGGUAACUCGUGAGUCGAGUCACAACGAGGUGGCAGCAUUGGACACGGUGCGAGGGCACCCUCAUAUUGUGCAACUCGUGGAGACAAUUGAGGACGAACAGGUGGGUGGGUGCUGGGAAGGCAGGUGGGUGGGUGCUGGGAAGGCAGGUGGGUGGGUGCUGGGAAGGCAGGUAACUCGUGAGUCGAGUCACAACGAGGUGGCAGCAUUGGACACGGUGCGAGGGCACCCUCAUAUUGUGCAACUCGUGGAGACAACUGAGGACGAACAGGUGGGUGGGUGCUGGGAAGGCAGAGGACGUGAUGAACAAGGUGGCAGCAUUGGACAUGGUGCGAGGGCACCCUCACAUUGUGCAGCUGGUGGAGACGAUAGAGACGAGCAGGUGGGUGGGUGCUGGGUGAUAGGAGAGGACAAGGAGGCCAUCUACCUCAUCCUUGACCUCUGUGAGGGCGGCACACUGCAGCAGGCCGUCCGAAACGAGGGGCCCUUAAACGAGCGGCGGGCGGCGGCGGUUUGUCAGGGAGUGGCGGCGGCGCUGCAGUGGUGCCACGGGUGUGGGGUGAUGCACCGCGAUGUGAAGCCCGACAACAUCCUCCUUGUGCGGCUCAGCGAUGACACUUAUGUCAAGUUGGCCGACUUUGGAAUAUCCCUCUUCUUCCAGGAAGGUGUGUCCUGCAGGGAGACAGUGGGGUCAGCAGCCUUCAUAGCACCGGAGAUGCUGCAGCACUCCUACUCCCACACAGUGGACGUCUGGUCCCUCGGCUGCGUGCUCUUCUUCCUUCUCGCGGGGGUCGUUCCCUUCCGAGGCGCCACCAAGGAGGAGACGUUCGAGCGAAUCAUGGAGUGCCACGUGGACAGGGCCAUGCGGUUACCACCGUGGCCGCGGGUGUCCCCCGCGGCAAAGGACCUGGUGCGGCGGCUGCUGACUCGGGACCCCCAUGAUAGAAUCACCCUUGAAGAGGUUUUAUGUCACCCAUGGAUCACCGGCAACUAG